This is a messenger RNA of Hyla sarda, 2554 nucleotides long. It is a transcript of the gene PNPT1, whose product is annotated as polyribonucleotide nucleotidyltransferase 1. Gene Ontology annotation, molecular function: polyribonucleotide nucleotidyltransferase activity; 3'-5'-RNA exonuclease activity; RNA binding. The transcript is spliced from 28 exons. Lineage: Eukaryota; Metazoa; Chordata; Amphibia; Anura; Hylidae. Gene Ontology annotation, cellular component: cytosol; mitochondrion. Gene Ontology annotation, biological process: mitochondrial RNA 3'-end processing; mitochondrial mRNA catabolic process. Bases 69 to 2423 code for a protein of 784 amino acids. The record is from RefSeq and is a predicted model, not a curated record.
CAAGGUGACGUAGGCGUGCGUGUGACCAAUGAGCGCGCGCGUUGCUUGGAGGUUGGCAGACAGCUGUCAUGGCGGCCUCCUUGAGAUGCCGGUUUGAAAUGAUGAGCGGGGUGCUGUGCAGGACCUGGAGCUGUGCUGGGGGUCGGAAUGGGCGCUGUGUGGUGCCCCGGUCUUGGUCACGUCUGUAUGGAGGAGUGAGGGCAGCUAGCGGCGCGGUGUGUGUGGAUCUGGGGGGCAGGAAGUUGGAAAUCUCUUGUGGGAAGUUAGCCCGUUUUGCAGAUGGGUGUGCGGUAGUAAAGCUAGGUGAUACAUCUGUAAUGGUAACUGCUGUGAGCAAGACAAAGCCUUCUCCAUCCCAGUUCAUGCCACUGGUCGUCGACUAUCGACAGAAAGCUGCUGCUGCGGGAAGGAUACCUACAAAUCAUCUAAGAAGAGAACUAGGCUCAACUCCACAUGAGAUUCUUACAAGCAGAGUUAUAGAUCGUUCAGUUCGGCCUCUAUUUCCUACUGGUUAUUUUUAUGAUACACAGAUUCUGUGUAACUUAUUAGCAGUGGAUGGGAUCAAUGAACCUGAUGUCUUGGCAAUAAAUGGAGCCUCCGCUGCACUGGCAUUAUCGGAUAUACCUUGGAAUGGACCAGUAGGAGCGGUUAGAAUUGGCCUGAUCGAUGGAGAGUUUAUUGUUAACCCUAGUAGAAAAGAAAUGUCAGCGAGUUUAUUGAACUUGGUUGUCACUGGGUCUGUCCAUAACCAAGUAGUCAUGCUUGAGGCUGCGGCAGAGAAUGUUUUACAGCAGGAUUUUUGUCAUGCUGUUAAACUGGGAGUAAAGCACGCAAGUCAAAUAAUCAACUGCAUACAACAACUAGUGAAAGAACAUGGGAAGCCAAAACGUACUGUACAGAAACUGUUCACACCUUCUGAAGAGAUUGUAGAGGCUGCAAGAGCGCUUGCAUCUGAGAAGCUAUAUUCAAUUUUUUCCGAUUUCACCCAUGACAAAAUCUCUAGAGAUGAAUCUGUGAACAAGGUCAGGCUUGAAGCGGAGGAAGUGCUGAAAGGAAAAUUUCCAGAUGCGGAAUCAUUUGAUAUCAUUGAGUCCUUUAAUGUUGUGUCAAAAGAAGUUUUUAGAAACAUCAUAUUAAAUGAAUACAGAAGAUGUGAUGGCAGAGACUUAUCGUCUCUCAGGAAUAUCAACUGUGAAGUUGAUCUUUUCAAACCUCUCCAUGGUUCUGCUUUAUUCCAGCGGGGGCAAACACAGGUGUUCUCUACAGUUACAUUUGACUCCAUUGAGUCCAGUAUGAAAGCUGAUCACAUUACAACAGCGUUAAGUGGUGUUAAAGCUAAGAAUUUUAUGCUGCAUUACGAGUUUCCUCCAUAUGCUACAAAUGAGAUUGGAAAGGUCAUGGGAAUGAACAGAAGAGAACUUGGUCAUGGUGCACUAGCGGAGAAAUCCUUAAAACCAGUAAUUCCUAAAGAUUUUCCUUUCACAAUAAGAAUAACAGCAGAAGUAUUGGAGUCCAAUGGCUCUUCAUCUAUGGCAUCUGCUUGUGGGGGAUCCUUGGCUUUAAUGGAUGCAGGAGUACCUAUAUCUGCUCCUGUUGCUGGAGUUGCAGUUGGUUUAAUUACAAAAUACAGCCAAGAAAAACCUGGCGAAAUUGAUGAUUAUCGGAUACUGACUGAUAUACUAGGCAUUGAAGAUUACUUAGGUGAUAUGGAUUUUAAGAUGGCUGGCACUAGCAAAGGUAUAACUGCUUUACAAGCGGACAUUAAGAUCCCAGGUUUACCGCUAAAAGUUGUCAUGGAAGCAAUCCAGCAAGCUAGCGUUGCAAAAAAAGAAAUCUUACAGAUUAUGAAUAAAAGAAUUUCAAAGCCAAGAGAAAACCGGAAAGAAAACAGUCCUGUAAUAGAAACUGUCCAGGUACCGUUAUCCAAGAGAACCAGAUUUGUUGGACCUGGGGGAUAUAAUUUAAAAAAACUUCAAGCUGAAACAGGAGUGACCGUAAGUCAGUUAGAUGAAGAAGUAUUUUCUGUUUUUGCCCCAACACCAAGUGCGAUGCAGGAGGCCCGGGAGUUUAUCACUGACGUCUGUAAAGAUGACCAAGAUUUCCAGCUGGAGUUUGGCGCCAUAUAUACAGCCACCAUAACAGAGAUUAGAGAUAUUGGAGUGAUGGUUAAGCUCUACCCAAAUAUGACUCCUGUUUUGCUUCAUAAUUCACAACUUGAUCAUCGCAAAAUACAGCAUCCGAGUGCACUGGGCUUCGAAAUUGAUCAACAGAUCCAGGUAAAAUACUUUGGCCGGGAUCCAACAGAUGGUAGAAUGAGGCUGUCUAGAAAAGUUCUGCAGGCCCCUGCUAGCACCGUGACCAGAACCCUGAGUGACAAGAACAGUAUUACAAUGAGCGGAACAAACUCUACAUCGUCACCAUAGAUCUCCACUGAGUAACUGAAUAAGUGACCUCCUUCCCCCUUGUUUGUAUAUUCUGUACAUAACUUAUUUUAAUAUGUGAUAACAAUGAAUUUGAUACAGUCUCAAUAAAUGGCGAUUGAUUUCUUACAUCA